Messenger RNA from Mugil cephalus (flathead mullet), 5126 nucleotides. RefSeq names its product probable G-protein coupled receptor 153. Gene Ontology annotation, biological process: G protein-coupled receptor signaling pathway. The transcript is spliced from 8 exons. Gene Ontology annotation, molecular function: G protein-coupled receptor activity. The coding region runs from base 929 to 3076 and encodes 715 amino acids. Gene Ontology annotation, cellular component: membrane. NCBI's taxonomy places the organism in Eukaryota, Metazoa, Chordata, Actinopteri, Mugiliformes, Mugilidae. The record is from RefSeq and is a predicted model, not a curated record.
UUCUGCGUCAAAAUACAUGAAGUGUGUUUAAGAUCAACUUAUUCAAAUUAGACAUUUAACAAAAAAAUAUGCCUUCGUGUUCACUCAGAGGUUGCGGGGCAUUUAAUUUAUGUUAUUUAUUCAUUCAAAUGAAACAUGCAACAUGCAGGAGCAGCCCUUGCUUUUGUCAAAAACGCCGACCUCUUUUCCAUGAAUUAUUUCUUAUUGCGGUUCACUCCCACGGCCACGGAGCGUCUGACUCGCGGACGAGCCCGAGCACUCGGGAGCGCGCAGCAGUCAUGCCUCAUCCGUCGCUGGUAUCGACAGCGCCGGAAUACAGAGGAAGAAAUUCUUAUUUUGCCUAAAAUCACCAGCCCUCUGUUUCUCUCUCCUUCUCUUUGCGCCCUUGCUGCCGUGCGAGCGGCCGCUUCGCGGGGGGAACAAACUGACAUUUAUCACCAAACCGCUCGAUAAUUUGCCAUUUACCCCCCCACCUCCCGACUCCUCUCUCUCCGCCAAUGAGACAAAAGAGGGCAACGAGAUACGAGAGGAGUACAGCUGUGUGUGGUGCGGUUGUGUUUCUUCCCCCAUUUCGCAGGUCGUCGCUUUAACUUGGCGCUGUUCAGUUUGGACAUUGGACAUGCCGGGGAGACACUUGGACGCGGCGACAAUGCGCCCGAACGCCUCGUGAAAGGCCUGUAAAGGGAACUGGCCUCGCUCCACCGUCCUCCGGCUCUCACACCCCGCUGUGUUGCAUCACAUCCGUGAGCGCCGACCUCCACUGUGCCCGACCCAUGGAGAGUGCACGCCCACCCAGAUAGGAUGCCUGCCUCGCUCGACGCCCUGCACCCCCUCCUGCCCAUCACCACUUCCUCCUUCUCCUUGCGUGAACCCGCUCUUGCCAACAGUUCCUUGCGGACCCCCAGGCUCCGUCCUGCCCCGCUACAACAUGGUGGAUAAGGUAACCACCAUGAAGGAUGACGUCAUCAACGCCAACACGCUGGCUUGGCUGGUCUGCUCGGGCGUGUCCAUCCUGGCCAACACUUGGAGCAUCCUUAGCGUCAGCGCCAAACAGAAAAAGUGGAAGCCGCUGGAGUUCCUCAUCUGCACCCUGGCGGGAACGCACAUCCUCAACAUGGCCAUCCCCAUCACAAUGUACUGUGUCAUAACACUGAGGCGUCAGCACUCAAACUACGAGUGGAAUGAGGGUCUCUGCAAGGUGUUCGUCUCCACCUUCUAUACUCUCACGCUGGUCACCUGCUUCUCCGUCACCUCUCUGUCCUAUCACCGCAUGUGGAUGGUGCGCUGGCCUGUAAACUACAGGUUGAGUAACACCAAGAAGCAAGCUGUGCACACGGUGAUGGGCAUCUGGAUGGUCUCCUUCAUCCUGUCCACACUUCCAGCAGUGGGCUGGCACGACACCAUCAACCGCUUCUACACCUCUGACUGCCGGUUCAUCGUGACGGAGAUCGGCCUGGGCUUCGGCGUGUGCUUUCUGCUGCUGAUCGGCGGCAGCGUGGCCAUGGGCGUCAUCUGCAUCGGCAUCGCCCUCUUCCAGACCUUCUCGAUUCAGGCGGGCCACAACGCCGACAAGAACAAGUUCAACGUCCCCACCAUCGUGGUGGAGGACGCUCAGGGGAAGCGAAGGUCGUCCAUCGACGGAUCAGAGCCUCUCAAGACGUCGCUGCAGAUCACCUACCUGAUCAGCGGUAUUGUCUUCAUCUAUGACUUCUUGACUGGCUUCCCCAUACUGGUGGUGAGCUUUGCCAGUCUAAAGUUCGAACGCUCCUACAACUGGAUGGUGUUGUGUGUGCUGUGGUGCUCCAUUGCCCAGUCCAUCCUGUUACCCAUGUUCCUCUGGGCUUGCGACCGCUACCGGGCCGACAUCCGCAUGGUGUGGGAGAAGUGCGUCGCCAUCAUGUCCAACGACGACGUGGAUGAGGAAAACAGCCAAGAUGGAGGAAUUCGUGCCGACUUAAUAUAUGACAGACCAUAUGACUAUAGCUCGGCGCCUGAAAUCGUGACGAUAGACCGUAAUGCCAAGUAUGAGUUCUCAACCUUAGAAAGGGGGGUUCUGCAAGGGUAUCCAUUGAGGGAACAACAGGAAGAUAAAAUGCAGUAUUUGCAGGAAUCCCUCAAGGCUUCAGGAAAGCACUAUAAACAUCUACUCACGUUCUACCCAAAAGCAUUGUGUCCAUUGGAUCCCGCAUCCAUCCCAGUCAGAUGCAUUGUCAGAACAGAAUGGAAUGUGCCCCCUACAAGAAGAUACUCCCACGACGAAACAGACAUGUGGACCAGCGACCGGAUCCCCUCAUACCUGCAGCGAUGGGGCUCCACCGAGGACAUGAUAGUGAGUGCCCACUACAGCUCCACCUUGCCGCGCCACGAGAGGCGCAGGAGCAGCCUGGUCUCCUACCACGAGGAGAGCCACCAUCACCACCAUCCCCACCGCAAGCGGCGGCGCUCUGAGGACAGCAUGCACUCCCUCAAGCACCUGCCGCGCGUGGUCUGCGGCGGGGAGCGCUACGAGGACGAGCUGCGGUGUUUCAGCCGCGACGAGGUGAUCAACUUCAUAGACGAGACGCCGCUGCCGAGCCCCAGGAAGAGCCCUCGGCGCACAUCCACCAUUUCACUGAUCCCCAAUGUGUAUGAACAGCACACAGUCGUCCUUCCUCACUUCCCCCUCACUGACUUUGAGCGCGAGCCUCAGGCGCUCAGGCGGCUCUCAGAACACAAACGGAGUGGUAGUAGUAGGGGUAACUCACCCGAGGGUUCCCCCAAACCAGACAGACCUGCCGGAAGGAAGAGCCCCGGGGCUUGCGGCUCCGGUAAAGGCUGCCGAGAGCGUCCUCGGGAUGAGAAGCGGCAGGGUGACGUGGGCUCACCUGGGCGCAGCCAGCAGACUCCCAGGCACUCCGGCCACAGGCCUACGGCAGGCGGUGCCGCUGGAGGAGGCGCUGGAGCCGAGUGGGGACACCAGAAGCACCUGAGCAAGGCUGAGAGCAAAGGAAGCACAAACAGUUUUGUAAGCACACCUUCAGCGUCCUCCUCGGGAUACAUCACCUUUCAGUCUGAUUCUGUCGGCUCCGCGACUUAAAGUCGUUAAUAUCAACGUUAUUCCCGAAGAUGAUAUCAUAAGGACAAACCACUUUAAUAUCGGUGGUUUCAGAGAAGCGACAUGCUGGAAUAUAUUAGCCUUUUUACCUGUGCCGCCCCUCCGUUUUACUCUACACCACCAAUGAACUUCUGUUUUACUAUAUGGCCUUAGGAGUUUUGGAACGGGCCUGAUUCUGAUUUAGUUUAUAGGCUGGUGAGUGGUCCCGUCGUUCAGCUUUCACAUCACAAACUAAUCCUCUGAGGACAUUAUCAUUGUAUUUUUUUUUCUCCCCAGCACUGCCGCAAAGAAACUUUUUAAAUAGUGUGCACAUUCCUUAAACCUCGUUUCUGUUGUUUGACAUUGUUUCUUAUUCAGAGCUCAGAGAUUUUAGAGCAAGCUUUUUUUUUUCCUCAUUUUUUUUAACUUACAAACUUGAAUUGAAUUUUAUUUGUCCUUUUUUUUGUUGUUCUUGUUGUUGUACGGACACAAACUUUCCUGAAUUCUGCCCAUGUUAUGUACCUUGAGCUUGACUUUGACACAGUUUUCAUAUUUAGUUUUGAUCAUGAUGAACAACUUUUCGAUUAUUGUUCACAGCCCAAGAAAAGCUUUUUUUAUCAUCUUUUUUUGUGAUCUUUUUUUUCUUUCUUUUUUUUGCACCCUCUGUUGGAGUAAUUUGAGAGUGGUAAUCCCAAACUCUGAAAUAGUUUUACAGCUACUGUGUGAGAUAUCGAUCUAUAACGUGAAGCCCCUUGAAUCCUUAAUGAAAAUGUGAAGUUAUUUGAAAAGAAAAAAAAAACGAAGUCGACAUGUCAUGUAUAUAUGAAGGAUAUAGGAUUUAUGGAUUUGGUGUUUUCUGUUUAAUGAGACAUUUGCUUAGAAUAUUUUCCUCCCAAUUCUUCUUAUUCACUUGUUUUAUUUGUUGUUGUUUUUUUGGAGAUCAAGGAACACAGCAGUGUGUCUCUUAAACACAUAGACAUCAUCAGACCAAAUGGUGCUUUAUCCUCAUUACCCGAGGGCGUCCACUUGACGUCACCACGUAUUUGUUUCCGUAAUCUGUUGGAAAGCAUUAGUAAUAAUGCGUUUAAGGUAGCCAUAUAAGAGGGAACCCCUAAAAUAAGCCACGUGGUCACAGCUUUCAGGAUGUGAUCCAUAUGUAGCAUAUCUUACUGACUGGUGUUCUGUCUUAAACCCGCAACUACACAAAUUAGGAACAUUAUACUACUACUAUUACUACAGACCUGCUUUCAGAAAUACAACUAUUCCAUAUGCUAUACCUUAUAAUAUGCACAAAAUGGACCUAUUCUCUGAGUAUUUGUUUUUCAUUGGGAUCUUUUUUUUUUAAUCUGAUCCCCGUUAAAUUAAAUGUGAACAUCCCCAAAACUUCACCUCACAUUUAUUUCUAUGUUUGCGUCCACAUCCUAAACCCGUAAGUGAUCAUUUUGAGACACAUUUUCACUUCAGAACAGAGUUAUCUUCAGAGCGCAGCUGACUACGUGCAAAGCCCACAGUUAAAUUACCAGAGGACGUCUCAUUUUUAUCAGCAGACUGAAAACUCUUCAAAGGAUAAAUAAGUAGCAAGCAAGACAGAGAAAGUAGCUGCUAACGCGAAUGUAUUUGCAUAAAUCCAUUUCAAAGAAAUUAGAUUACCAGGAUGAUAUGAAAUCUAAAUGGCCCAUCCCCUUUUGGAGAAACAUAUUAGUUGUGAAGCUAUUUUUUACUAUUACCAUACCAAGUACUACAUUUGCACGUGUUUGUCUCAUUUAAAUGUUCUUGUGUACAUCUCACUCAUUGCAGCCUAUUCAGUUGGACAAGGUAGCUACAGUGCAUCUUUGUUUGUUUCUAACUUUGCUAUGUCAUAGUUUUGUUUUUGUUUUUUAAAUUACUAUUAUUUUGGCAUUUGGUUGUGUUGGCAAUAUUAAAAUCUAAUUUUGUAACAUAUUCAAAGAUUUAUGAGUCAAAUAUGAAUGAUGUUAAAUGUUUUGAUUUUCCUGUUCAGAUGAUGACUUUGUUAAAACGAUUUGACUGAUUAAAUUCACGAGAUGACGCUUCA